Messenger RNA from Protopterus annectens (West African lungfish), 3478 nucleotides. RefSeq names its product anoctamin 10 (gene ANO10). The record is from RefSeq and is a predicted model, not a curated record. The coding region runs from base 286 to 2262 and encodes 658 amino acids. Gene Ontology annotation, molecular function: chloride channel activity. The transcript is spliced from 13 exons. NCBI's taxonomy places the organism in Eukaryota, Metazoa, Chordata, Ceratodontiformes, Protopteridae. Gene Ontology annotation, biological process: chloride transmembrane transport. Gene Ontology annotation, cellular component: plasma membrane.
UAACUGUAGUUUAGUUCCGCAUGCGAUGUUCUCGUUCCUGGAGACGUGAAACGUCAGUGUGUAUACAACCCACUUAGCCAGCCCCCUGUCAGUCCCCGGCAAUUCAUUCCAUACAACUGUAAACCAAAGAAGUAAUGUAACUUGUAGAGUAGAGAAUCCAGUAGUCGCACCUCCAGAUUAGUUGUAGAAAAAAAUAACAAAUGGUAAUUUCGACAAAAACAGUGGGUGACACAAAGUGAAUACGAAUAGCUCAGGGACUCAGACUUCUCAGGACUGAAUAUCAUAAUGAAGAGAAGCUCAACUCUAAAUGAAGUGGCUAUGUCAUUUACACCACUAUUGGUUAUAGAACUUGCAAAGAAUGUGAAAUCAGAAGCCAAAGAAUGGCUGAUUAAGAAGAUCACGGAUAAAAAAUCUAAGGGAGGAGCCCAGCUGUUGGCCAGGCCUCUUCUAGAAAAGGAAGAUGAUGCCCAUACAGUAGAAAACCCCAACAUCUAUGUCAUUGGUGCUUCCAGGAAAAGGCUUUUGAUUGGUGCUGAAGCUGCAGGUUUAGUGAAAGAGUGUACUGAUGGAACAAUGAGAGUUUUCACAUACGAUAACAGAAAACUCUUCAGAGAGUAUGAAGAGGAUAAUGAUGAUUUUUUUACAAUGGCUGAACGUCAGUACGUCAUCAAACGUGAGUUGGAGCAUCUUCGUGCAAAGGAUGAGACUAUGAUUCCUGGCUACCCCCAAGCUAAGUUGUAUCCUGGGAAGUCAAUAUUUCGCCGAGCCUUGACCAGUAAAAUUUUAGUUCGUAUGUACCCUUUACAUGAUACAGAGAAACUAAAAAAACUCAGCCAGAUUUGGUAUCGCCAUAUGAAGCCUGCCUUUCAACCCCUGGAUGACAUUCGCCAGUACUUUGGUGAAACCAUUGCAAUUUAUUUUGGAUUUCUGGAGUUUUUUACAUUUGCCCUUAUCCCAAUGGCUAUUAUAGGAAUCCCAUACUAUUUGUUUGCAUGGGAGGAUUAUGAUAAAUAUGUGUUGUUUGCAACAUUUAACCUCCUGUGGUCGACAGUCAUUCUUGAAGUUUGGAAGCGUUUCUGUGCCUACUGGGCAUUCCACUGGGGGACACUGAUAAUGAAAAAGGAAUUUGAAGAACCAAGGCCUGGAUUCCAUGGAGUAUUAGGGAAAAAUCCAGUGACUGGACGAGAGGAGCCCACAUAUUCCAGCCUUCGAAGACAGAUGCGAAUUUACCUAGUAUCAUUACCCUUUGUUUGUUUGUGCCUUUACUUCUCACUUUAUGUGAUGAUGGUAUAUUUUGACUUGGAAAACUGGGCUAUGGCAUAUCACGGGGAGCAUGAGUCACAGUUUAGCAACAUAAUGCUAUAUGUGCCCAGCAUAGUUUAUGCCAUUGUGAUUGAGAUAAUGAACAGGAUUUACAGAUAUGCUGCAGAAUUUUUGACAUCAUGGGAAAACCACAGACUGGAGUCUACUUUUCAGAACCAUUUAAUACUCAAGGUCUUAGUGUUCAACUUUCUAAACUGCUUUGCAUCUCUCUUCUACAUCGCCUUUGUCUUACAUGACAUGAAGCUACUUCGGCAGAGCCUGGCCACUCUAUUGAUCACGUCACAGAUCAUAAACCAGUUUGUUGAAGCACUUCUGCCAUAUUGGCUUCAAAAGAGGAAUAGCAAAAAGGUCAAGAAAAGUUUGAAAUCCCUCAAGGAGGAUGUCGAUCUUACACUAGUUGAGCAGGUCACACUUGAAGGAAACAUGGGCACCUACGUGGGCACAUUUGAUGAUUAUUUGGAACUGUUCUUACAGUUUGGUUAUGUGAGCCUUUUCUCAUGUGUUUAUCCAUUGGCUGCUGUCUUUGCGGUGUUAAACAAUGUGACAGAGAUCUACUCUGAUGCUCUGAAAAUGUGCCAAGUCUUCAAGCGACCAUUUUCCGUACCUACAGCAAACAUUGGAGUCUGGCAGCUUGCUUUUGAAACCAUGAGUGUCAUAUCAGUGGUGACAAACUGUGCCCUUAUUGGAAUGUCCCCACAAGUCAAUGCCUUAUUCCCUGACUCUUCAGCUGAUCUCAUUCUGUGGGUCGUGGGAAUUGAGCAUGUGCUUCUGGCACUCAAGUUCAUUCUGACAUUUGUGAUUCCUGACCUGCCACGUGAAAUCCAGAUAAAACUUGCCAGACUGGAAUUUGAAUCCAUGGAAGCUCUCAAACAGCAGCAAAUGAAGCUAACUGAUGAGUCUUUAACAGAAGAACUGGAGGCUGAUGAUGCAGAUAGCUAAAUGUAUCGAGAAGUCUUUGUUUUUUAUUUCCUUGCCCCCAGAGAAGAGUUCUCAAAAAUUCAUUGUGCUACACUGCUUUUGACACAAGAUGAUACCCUACAGAAAACAAGCUUCCCUUUUUUCCCACUUCACCAGAAACCUCACAGAUGCUGCCUCACAAAGGGCAUAAGUGAUAGAUCCCAGGCUGACUUGUCUAUUUUAUGAGACAGAUACUUUUUUAUUGUUUUUCUGUUUUUACUGAAAUUUAAGUAAUAGUUAUUGCAUUCUUGCAGUCAUUUAUCAGUGUCAUGUUUUGUUUGGCAGUCAGUAGGUGAAUGAUGCUGAUAAAAAAUGUUUUCAGUAUAACCUUGGCUAAAAUAAGUGGAGAAAUAUUUAAGGCUGUUUGAAAAUGUAUCAUUUUACCAGUUAGAUCAUAUUGCAGUGUUCUGUGCAGUCCACUUCCAUUGAAAGCACGAUAAUAAUAAGUACUUCUCUUACUAAGAAGAUUAAUUAUGAGAAUGAUUUGUUCUUUGCAGGUUAAUUAUGAUAUGACUUUGGAAGAUACUAAGAUACAAAAAUUAAUGAAAAUCUAAUGAUGGAGCAUUGUGAUUUUUUGCUGGGUCACUGUUUCUGAAUCACUGGGCACAGAAUGUAUAUAACUAACCACAAAUGAGCAUCCCUUUGAGAUACUGAAAGGCUUCUACUGUGUAUAGGGAUAUAUUGAAGUCACGUACAGUAUGUAGACUUGACUGUGAAUAUCAUAUUCAUUUUUUUUUUAUUUCCUCCCAUGCAGUCUCACACAGUGCAUCACAUACUGUUUCUUGAAGUAUUAAAACUGGUACUGUGGGAAUAGCUUAGGCUAGAAUGUAGAACAUUGUACUGUGCAGAUAUUAGAGAGUUUAUACUGAAUGGAGAAUAAUUAAAACAGUCUGAGCAGUUAUUUUUCAGGUGUUCCUCUUGCCUUUUUCCCUUCUUCUUACUAGCUGCUCAGCAUCUAAUCAGGUUUAUAUAAAGAAAAGGUACCUGUAUGAGAAGAGAAAAAUACAAGUAAACCGCUUGUCUGACAAAAGUACAUUGUAGAAAUAUUUGUAUGCUGUAGAUGUUGCUGUCUUUCAAGACUGGUAACAGCUGCUUGAUUUGUAAGAAUUUCGCUUUAUGUCAGCAGACUCACUGACAGCACUGUUAAUUUUUCCAUUAAAGUACCCAGAUAAAUUGUGGCGCAAUGCUGACAAACAGA